AUGGACGCGAAACUCGCGCAGUUAUCCUCGGUUGCCCAGAAGGACAAGGGUUCUACCUAUCUCUCGUUACUUUCUGAUAUAUUCUCCAACCCUACUUCGUCGAUCGCGCCCUCGAUACACGCACUUGUCGAACACGUUAUCACCACAGACCCUGGCAUCAUCGUCGGCCGCCAGUUCUUCACUGAGCUCGUGGCCAGACUCACCGACGGGACCGUCGCCGACACUGAAACUCGCAAGACUGUCAUACAGGAUGCGCUGUCUACUCUACAGUCACGCUUGACCACGUAUGAAGAGCAGGUCAACCAGCUAAAGAUCGAGCUUGCGGGGAUCUUCGAAGCGGAAGAGGAAUGGAGCGAAGCUGCUCGGACUUUGAAAGACGUGAACCUUGACAACUCGCGUACGACGGACGAAGAGAAGCUCCAGUUCUACGUGCGCAUUGUGCGCCUGCACCUCGAGGACGAAGACAGCGUAUCGGCCGAGACGUACUACAACCGCGCCGCUUCGCUUAUACAUAGCACUCGCGAUAAAGUCAUCGUACUUCAAUACAAACUCUGUCAAGCCCGUAUCAACGACUAUAACCGGAAAUUCAUUGAAGCUGCACUUCGCUACCAUGAACUUUCCUUCGUAUCUGACAUUGAUGAGGAAGAGCGUCAACACAUGCUCGGUGCAGCAGUGACUUGCGCAGUGCUCGCUCCCGCAGGCCCUAGCCGCUCGCGUGUUCUCGCUUCACUGUACCGUGAUGAGCGCUCAUCCGAGUUGCAAACCUACAAUAUCCUGUCGAAGAUGUUUCUUGAACAUAUUUUGCGGCCAGCCGAAGUGAAGGAUUUCGAGGCGACGCUCAAGCAGCACCAACUUGCCCAGAUCGCGUUGUCCACGAACGACCGACUGGCAUCGGCUCUCGGAGAUGAGGAAGAGGAAGCGGGUACGAGUACGCGCCGUGGGCCAGCAACAGUCCUAGACCGCGCAGUGAUGGAGCAUAAUUUGCUUGCGUCUUCCAAGAUCUACAACAACAUCUCCUUCCGCGGACUUGGUGCCCUGCUUGAUCUUGCGCCCGGGGCGGCUGAGACGAUGGCCCGCACAAUGAUAGCGCAAGGUCGUCUGAAGGGACAUAUCGAUCAGGUUGACCGCCUGAUCUGGUUCGAGACCGGACGAGAAGAAGAUGAUGCUCAGGGUAAAGCAGGAGGGCUGGGUGAUGUCGUGCAAGAGACCGAGGAUACGGGAGGCUUGCUCACAAAACGCUGGGAUAACCAGAUUCGCGCCACGGCCAGUCACGUCGAGACGAUAAUGCAGCAUCUCUUAGAGAAAGGUCUUACUGGCCCAGGCGCAGCAGAAGUCACAGCAUGA
Molecule: messenger RNA, 1344 nt
Organism: Peniophora sp. CBMAI 1063
Lineage: Eukaryota; Fungi; Basidiomycota; Agaricomycetes; Russulales; Peniophoraceae
Source: the annotation of a GenBank genome assembly